CCUUGACACUGCACUUCCUCUUUCAUUCUCUUCAUUCUCUUCUUUCGCUUUGCCUGGAUAUACGUAUUUAAUUGUUGUCUGUUAUUAGCGUUGCUCUGAUCUCAACACCCGUCACUACGCUGCACCUCAUCGUCUUGAUCCUGAUAUACCAAGACAUGAUACACCUGCCCGUCCCAUAACUACUCUCUAACCAUGUUAAUAUCGCCGGAUCCUACUGAAAAUGCAACAACUACCACAAUCGAGUCCUUUUACAGGACACCCAAACUCCCCCUCCGAAAAGCAGAAUACCAGAAAGAAAGCUCGACAAUGCCGGAUACCGAGGUCGUCGAACUGCGAACUGCAACAGCCGAUACGAUGAAACCGUCGGUUCUUAGGUUAGAGAAUCUGGAUAGAGUGCCUAACGACGCCGACGAUGACGAGAUCUCCGCUGUCACUGAUGGCCUUCUCAGCAGUAGAGGGCCUUCACCGACCCGUCUACCACCUCCGCAGUCGACCGCUUUCAGUCUUCCUCGGCAUCCCCUGUUUCCGCCGCUUCCGAUAUAUGAUCACCCUCCUUCGACUCUUGAGACUUUGCGGUAUCUGGUCCUUCGGUCGAUAUCAUUCGUUUUAUCCCUAUCGUUUCUCUUGAUUAUAAUUCUCGGUGCUUUCUUCCGCAAUAUUUGGCUUUCUUUAGUCUCGAUAGGCCACCAUUUCCAAGGAAAGGGAAAGCCACAACAGCGGAUAUUUCACGCAGAAGAGCAAGCACGGAGGUUGGAAAGGACAACUUCAUCGAGGAAGUGGAAACUUCGACAGGAGAAGAAGGAGGUUGACGAAGAGGUUCCGGAUGAUUGCCCACCCUUGGAAGGCGGGAAAGACCCAAUUAUCGGUGAUGUCGGUUAUUAUGCGAGGAGAGUUGGGUUGGAUGUGGAGACAUUCAAAGUGCAAACAGAAGACGGAUUCAUCCUCACUCUUUGGCAUCUUUACAAUCCUCAAGAGUAUAAUCCUCUCCCGGCCAGUGAGAGAGGGCCGCGGGGUCCGGAUGUCUUUAGCAGGGGAAGGAAUUCGCAGUCGUCCGGCAGUGUUCGCCGCAAGUACCCGAUUCUCUUAAUGCACGGAUUGCUGCAGAACUCCGGGGCAUAUUGUGCGAAUGACGAUGACAGCCUCGCUUUCUUUCUUUGCAAGUCUGGGUAUGAUGUCUGGCUCGGGAAUAAUCGCUGCGGUCUUCAGCCAGAACAUACGACGAUGUUGCAGGACGAUCCCCGCAUGUGGAGCUGGACGAUUCAACACAUGGGUGUCUUUGAUAUUACUGCUUUGACAUCGCGUGUAUUGUUCCAGACUGGGUACGAAAAGCUGGGGCUUGUAUGUCACUCACAAGGAACAGCCCAAACCUUCGUAGCGUUGGCGAAAAGCCACCGCCCGGAGCUGGGGAAGCAUAUCUCGGUAUUCUGUGCUCUGGCACCGGCUGUAUAUGCUGGGCCGCUUGUUGAGCGCAUUUAUUUCCGAUUCAUGCGACAGAUCUCGCCUGCAGUGUUUCGGUUAAUUUUUGGCAUCCAUUCCUUCAUCCCAUUCAUGCUCACGGUCCAACGAUGGCUCCAUUCUCGGAUAUUCGGAAAGCUGAGCUAUGUAGUCUUUACUUAUCUUUUCGACUGGUCAGACGCCCGGUGGGACUGUGGACUUCGGGACCGCCUGUUCCAGUUUGCACCUGUCUAUGUUAGCAGCGAGACCAUCCGGUGGUGGCUUGGAGCGGAUGGGUUUUCAACACAUGAAUGCAUUCUCGCCACCAGGGAUUCGUGCUUAAUCGAGGUUGACGAGGACCGCUGUAUCCAACGAGGCACCGAACACGAGACUUCCCGAAGUGACACCGCCUGGUAUGGCCCCAACACCCCGCCGUUUGCGCUAUGGGUUGGCGGCUCAGAUCAGUUGGUGGAUGGCCGGAAAUUGCUGCAGCGCUUCCGGAAUGGCCGGGAGCCCCACGUGCAGUUGGCUCAUGCGAAGGUGAUUGAAGAAUACGAGCAUCUCGACGUGCUGUGGGCGAUGGACAUGAUUGAGCAGGUUGGCUGCGAGGUUCGGCAAGUGCUGUGGGACACGAUGCCUGCGGAUGCGCGGACGUCGAGUGUGAUACCGCGGGGAGUUGAGUAAUAUACCCAUACCUAGCAUGAUCCAUGUAUAUACUGUAGACUUUUUAAUUAUGACGAUAUGACCUGAAGUUAUUUGUAACUUCUAAGUAAUUACCCGC
Aspergillus versicolor CBS 583.65 is the source of this 2215-nucleotide messenger RNA. RefSeq names its product putative ab-hydrolase associated lipase. Gene Ontology annotation, biological process: lipid metabolic process. The transcript has a single exon. Lineage: Eukaryota; Fungi; Ascomycota; Eurotiomycetes; Eurotiales; Aspergillaceae. The annotation marks the transcript as partial. The record is from RefSeq and is a predicted model, not a curated record.